Nannospalax galili (Upper Galilee mountains blind mole rat) is the source of this 4213-nucleotide messenger RNA. It is a transcript of the gene Klhl9, whose product is annotated as kelch like family member 9. Gene Ontology annotation, molecular function: cullin family protein binding; ubiquitin-protein transferase activity. The coding region runs from base 521 to 2374 and encodes 617 amino acids. NCBI's taxonomy places the organism in Eukaryota, Metazoa, Chordata, Mammalia, Rodentia, Spalacidae. The transcript has a single exon. Gene Ontology annotation, cellular component: Cul3-RING ubiquitin ligase complex. The record is from RefSeq and is a predicted model, not a curated record. Gene Ontology annotation, biological process: regulation of cytokinesis; protein ubiquitination.
UAGCCCGGGGAAUUCUGGGACUCGGCCUUUCCGGAACGACGGGCUCGGAGUCCCGGACUAGGCCGGUGUUCCAGGCCCGAGCCGGUGUUCCAGGCCUUACUUGAGGCCAGGCAGUGGGCGCGGCCACGCUGCGGUGAAGGCUGAGGGUGCAGCUGUUCGUUGAGGUGGGGGCCUGACGGGAGAGCGAGCGGCGGAGCAGGACGUGGCGGCCCCUCCCCCCGCGGCCUGGAGCGGAACUGCAGGAGGAACCAGCGGCGGCAGGACGAGGUGAACCCGGUCACUUAACUUCAGGUGAUGAAUCACUUGCAUAGUAAUCUGGUUUGAGGCCCACGGCCCUUUGUGGUCGUGCUGCAGCAGUUUUCAGUGGAUGCUUGACUGGUGUGACCCGCGGGUUGCUGCUGUGAUUGCUUGCCGUUGAUCAGGAAAGCAACCCCUUUGUUCAGUGGACAGCCUGGUUUCCCGACAGUCGUUCCAGUUACUACAUCUGCUGCCUAAGACUCUGCAAGAACAAGGCAUUCACAUGAAGGUGUCACUUGGUAACGGUGAAAUGGGUGUCUCUGCCCAUCUGCAGCCUUCCAAGGCAGGAACCACACGGUUUUUUACCAGCAAUACUCACAGUUCCGUGGUAUUGCAAGGCUUUGAUCAGCUUAGAAUAGAAGGAUUGCUUUGUGACGUGACUCUGGUAGCUGGUGAUGGAGAUGAAAUUUUCCCGGUUCAUAGAGCCAUGAUGGCGUCUGCUAGUGAUUAUUUCAAGGCCAUGUUUACAGGUGGAAUGAAAGAACAAGAUUUAAUGUGCAUUAAGCUUCAUGGAGUGAACAAGGUUGGUCUAAAGAAAAUAAUUGAUUUUAUUUAUACUGCAAAACUGUCUCUUAAUAUGGACAGUCUUCAGGACACUCUUGAGGCUGCCAGCUUUCUACAGAUUUUACCUGUUUUGGACUUUUGUAAAGUAUUUCUUAUAUCAGGAGUCUCUUUAGAUAACUGUGUUGAGGUUGGACGAAUCGCUAACACUUACAAUCUUAUAGAAGUGGAUAAAUAUGUUAAUAAUUUCAUCCUGAAGAACUUUCCUGCUUUAUUGAGUACUGGGGAGUUCCUAAAACUCCCCUUUGAACGACUUGCCUUCGUGCUUUCCAGUAACAGUCUCAAACACUGUACUGAACUCGAACUCUUCAAGGCAGCCUGCCGCUGGUUGAGGCUGGAAGACCCUCGGAUGGAUUAUGCUGCAAAAUUAAUGAAGAAUAUUCGAUUUCCACUGAUGACACCUCAGGACCUCAUCAAUUAUGUGCAGACAGUAGAUUUCAUGAGAACAGAUAAUACCUGUGUGAAUUUACUUUUGGAAGCUAGUAAUUACCAAAUGAUGCCAUAUAUGCAGCCAGUGAUGCAGUCAGACCGAACUGCCAUUCGAUCUGAUUCUACUCACUUGGUUACGUUAGGAGGAGUUUUGAGACAGCAAUUGGUUGUCAGUAAAGAAUUAAGGAUGUACGAUGAGAGGGCACAAGAAUGGAAAUCGUUAGCCCCCAUGGACGCUCCUCGAUACCAGCAUGGCAUUGCUGUUAUUGGAAAUUUUCUUUAUGUAGUUGGAGGUCAGAGUAAUUAUGACACGAAAGGAAAAACUGCCGUUGAUACAGUUUUCAGAUUUGAUCCUCGAUAUAAUAAAUGGAUGCAGGUGGCAUCAUUAAAUGAAAAGCGCACGUUCUUCCACUUGAGUGCCCUCAAAGGACAUUUAUAUGCAGUUGGUGGGCGCAGUGCGGCUGGUGAACUGGCCACAGUAGAAUGUUACAAUCCAAGAAUGAAUGAAUGGAGCUAUGUUGCCAAAAUGAGUGAGCCCCACUAUGGCCAUGCUGGAACAGUAUAUGGGGGCUUAAUGUAUAUAUCAGGAGGAAUUACCCAUGACACUUUCCAAAAUGAGCUCAUGUGUUUUGACCCAGAUACAGACAAAUGGACACAGAAGGCGCCAAUGACUACAGUCAGAGGUCUGCAUUGCAUGUGUACAGUUGGAGACAAGCUGUAUGUAAUUGGUGGCAACCACUUCAGAGGAACAAGUGAUUAUGAUGAUGUUCUAAGCUGUGAAUACUAUUCACCAACUCUUGACCAGUGGACACCUAUUGCUGCUAUGUUAAGAGGUCAAAGUGAUGUUGGAGUUGCUGUCUUUGAAAACAAAAUCUAUGUUGUUGGUGGAUAUUCUUGGAAUAAUCGUUGCAUGGUAGAAAUUGUCCAGAAAUACGACCCAGAAAAAGAUGAGUGGCAUAAAGUUUUUGAUCUUCCAGAGUCACUUGGUGGCAUUCGGGCUUGUACUCUCACUGUUUUUCCACCUGAAGAAAACCCUGGGUCACCUUCUAGGGAAUCACCUCUUUCAGCACCUUCAGAUCAUUCUUAGGAGUAACACCUUUUCAUUGUGUCAUAGAUGAUCUCAUACUUCCUCUCAAUUUUCUAUUGUUGCAGUUAUUAGACAAAAAGGUAACAGGUUAUUUGUCUUGUUUGACUUAGUAUGUUUAGCAAAUGACAAGUGUAUUCUGAAAAUGUAUUCAAUAUAUUCAGCUGUUUUAACAAGUGAAAAGAAUGUAGAAGAUUAGAUAUCUUUUUGUGGUGUUAUGUGUAUCAAAUUGUAGGUGAUCAUAGUAAAAGUAUAAUUAAGUCUAUUAUAGUUGAGAGUUGAAAGUUUUAAUCUCACUGAAAACAUCGAGGCCACCUAUACUAAAAUAAUAAAAGGUUGCCAAGUUACCUCCCUUGUUUAGAGUUUUUGACAAUCUGUUAGCUAGAUUGUGUGACUGCACUUAGAUUAUAUGAAGUUUCUCAGGCAGACAGAAGAAAGAAUAAAAAUAUUAGCUAGAAGAAACAGUCCUACGUCAGGAUUUGAUAUCUCUCCCUGGAGAGAGAAGAGGAAAAAAAAAAUGUGUAUACAUAGACAAAUAUACAUGCACACACAAAAAUAGGUGUAUUCAUACAUACAAACUUCUGGAUCAUUAAAACUUCAACUGUAGUGAAAUUAUUCUUUUUUUUUUAAUUCCACAAAAUAGCUAAUUAUAUUUAAAUGGGAAAUCAGUACCUGAGAGUAAAUGUGUCAUGGUCUUACAUAGAAUUUAGAUAGCUAAGGGCUACAGCAAGUCAAACUGACAGCCAAAUUUGUCAUUUGAUUAAAUUAUUUAAAUGAAAAGUACAUUAGUGUUCUGUAUAUAUGUUUUCUAUAGUUAUUUGUAUAUAGGUUAUUUAGCAAAAUUCAAGUUUCAGAGAAUUGCUUUUGCUUUUCUCGUUUUUUUUCUACUUUUUCCUGUAAAAUUUGGGAGAAAAGAAGGCAAAGAAAUAUUUUGAACAAAACUAUAGGAUUUUAAGUUCCAUCUUUUAGCUUAGUCACUCUGGCAUGAUCAUUGUGUGAUGUGAGUGACUGUCCUGUUGUCUUGGGGUUGCUUCAGCCUGUGUGCAUCCUGAGUUGUGUGAUCUGUCUCAAGACUAUGAUCUGAGCAAGCAGAGCAUGUGCACUGCUUAGCAUCAGAUCAGAAAUUUGGUUUUUUUAGCCUUGCCUCGAGGACAGGGCCAAUUUCAGAUUCCCUAGGAAGCCAGCUGCAGAAGGCAACAAAGUAGAACUUCAGCUUCUUCAAUACUGUGGGUGUUCUUAUUGGUUCAGUACAUGGGAAACUUUAAAGAAACCUUACGAACAAAGGAGUCCUUGGUAAUGUGUAAUUCUGAAUAGGCACAUUCCUGGAAAAAUUGUUCACCUGAAGGAAGAAAUUAUAUAUAUACAUGAGUAUGUACAUGUCUGUCCCUGGAGGAUUAUGGGAGUGUAAAUCAGGAACAGCUUUAUUUGGAAUCACUUAAUGUAACUCAGGAACCAAGAGAAAUGGACUUGGCUUUUGGGAGUCUGAACUUACUGCCCAUACAAGUGUUGACCAAUUUUAAUUAAUGCUCUUUAUGAUUUCUGCAUUGGCAGAAAUUUUCCUACUUUUUUUAAAAAAUGAUACUUGUUUAUUACUUAAAGUGGUACAUUUGAGUACUUUUAGAUAAGGUAAAAAUUGCUUCCAACUUUGUGUAUUGAAUAAGCAAAAUAUGGUAUCCCAAUCAUUUCUUUUGUUAUUAAUGAGAUUGAUACUUGUGUACUUUGGCUAGCUGUGUUUUCUCUGGUCAAAUGUUAUGUCCCUUGUCUUUGUGAUAUCUAUUGGGGUUACUUUGUUUUCAUAUCAAGUUAUAGGAUCUCUUUAUAUAAUAAAUAUUAUUUAACUGA